This is a messenger RNA of Neurospora hispaniola, 2984 nucleotides long. RefSeq lists its product as uncharacterized. The coding region runs from base 483 to 2660 and encodes 725 amino acids. NCBI's taxonomy places the organism in Eukaryota, Fungi, Ascomycota, Sordariomycetes, Sordariales, Sordariaceae. The record is from RefSeq and is a predicted model, not a curated record. The transcript has a single exon.
GUCGAUAUAGUAUCAGAGAUAUGACCGCAAAGGGUCCAAGUCCUGAGGUGGUAUGGCAAAUCUUGCCCAUUCCCGUUCUAAGCCAUGCUACCCUUGCUCGCCUUGGAAGCCAGCGGCCAUGCCAUUGGGCGAACUGGGGUCACUGAUCUUUCAGCCCAGCUGAAUCGAACUUCGACUCUCUCCAUCUCUUUUCUCCGUCUUACAUUUUCUGCGUUGCAAUCACAUUAUACUUUUUUAAAAUGUGCUUGUGAUAUGACCUUUUUCUCAUCAAUCUCUGCGUUCGUUUCCGAGGAUUCCGGUUAUAUUCAUCUCAUUUGUACAUUUUGUCCUUAUUUCACGCAGUCACUUCGACUCACUAAUCACAUUGUGGAGAACGUCUUUCCUCAGAAUACCGUGAAACUGCAGACACGCGGUCAGAACCCGUUAUUCAACACCUAGCCUUUACGAACGCCUUUGAACAGCAUCGUUGAUAUGAGUACAACAUGGGUCUGAACCACCCACACCAGGCCCAGUACAGCGGCGUACAACAAAAAGACGACGAUGACGACUAUCAUCCCCACCUACCUGUCUCAAGUUCCUCCCGGACCCAAGCCAACGACGACCACCAACCAUCAGAAGAUGAAGAAGCCCAACUGCUAUCCACAGAAGACUACAUUGAGCAAUUCGAACUCGACGACAACACCGACACAUCGUCGCCACCUUUCGUGACGACCAAACACUCAAGAUCUAAUUCCAAAUCCCGACUCUCCCCAAUCUACCGCCUCUUCACCAUCCUCUCUGGCUCCUCCCAUCCCCACCGGCAAACCCUCACCCCUUUCCUGCUUCCGUCAAUCCAAUCCCUUCCCCGCCUUACACUAGAACGCCUCCUUUCCCAUCCAUGGCAGCGCGCCGCUCUGUUAUCUAUUGGUCUACUCCUUUGGCUCACCAUUCUUUCUGUUUCCCUGGUUCAGUCCAAGGGUACUCUCCUCUACUCGGACGGAGAGGGGGAAGGAGAGGUAGUCAGACACCUAGACUGCGUCUCAACCUUUUGGGGACCAGGAAACGAGUGCGGCGUCGACGGCGAGCGGUGCAAGCCCUUUGGGAACGUCAGCUUUGCGUUUCGUUGCCCGGCGGAUUGCAGACAGGUUCAGGUGCUGAAUCCGAGGUGGGUUGGGGGGCAGGAGGUGGUUUAUAAGCCUUGGGUAAUCGGUGGCGGGGAUUAUGGAGAUGGUUCUGCUGAUGGUGGUGUAACUGCUGCCGGCACGGAGACGACGGAGACGGGGACGGAGACGAGAGUAUACAGAGGUGACUCCUUCAUUUGCCAAGCAGCGAUGCACGCCGGUGUCAUCUCCGAUUCGAAAGGCGGGUGCGGCGUGGUCAAGCUAGUAGGAGAAUACUACUCCUUCUUCGGCGGAGAAGGAGGCGAAGGCAUCUCGAGUCUAGCAUUCGACUCGUACUUUCCCAUGGGCUUCACCAUCCAUCCGGCCUUAACUAGCCCGGGAAAGUGUCCUCAAAUGGAAAUGAAAACAGCCCGCUCCCUAGCCCCAACCAUCCUCCUCACCUUUCUGGUAUCCCUCCUAACCACCUCCGCCACAACCCUCUGGUUCACCAGCUUCAUCGCCGUCUUCGCCCACGUCGGCCUCAUCUCCGACCCGCCCAAUGUCUCCGGCCCCUCCAACACCAUCCUCCCCCAACUAAUAUCAAUCUUAUUCGAGCGCUUGCUUCCCGCAACCUUCACCUCGGCCGUUUUGUUUUGGACCUGUUCGCGCUCCACAACCCUCCGCGCUAUCCCCCCUUCGGCCAACCUCGAAAAAACAGUCCUCUGGCUCGGCAGCCUAUGGAUAGGCGCCCUUUCCAACUUCACCCUCGAGUCCUGGAUUCCCCUCUCCCGUCUGAGCGCGCACGACCUUUCCCACCAACCGGGCGCGGUGGUAGCUCUCGUCGCGAUUGUGGCCGUUUUAGGGGUGACCAUCGCCUACCAGGCCUACUCUUUCUGGCUUGAGGGCAGGGUUCUUCCCUACCUCGCCCUCUACGGCGUGUUGCUGGCCGGCAUCGCUGUCGGCGCGGUAAUUUCCGUGACGGGGUUAGGAACGCUAGAACUGCGAAUCCAUCACUACGUGCUUGCCCUACUACUACUACCGCUGACGAGUAUCCAGACGCGUCCGGCGCUGGCGUACCAGGGGUUACUUUUGGGGUUGUUUAUCAAUGGGAUUGCGCGGUGGGGGUUUGACUCGGUGAUUCAGACGGCGGAGGCGUUGAGGGGGGAUGAUGGAUUGUUGGGGUCAAGCUUGGUGCCCUUGGUGGAUGGGCAGCCGUUGGUUUAUCUUAGUGAAGCUCUGGUAGAAACGCCGGAGCUCUGGAGUAUUGCUUUCAAGUGGAAGGGGAUUAAUGAGACGAUAGAGGCGUUGGUGCCCCAGAUACACGGAAGGGGAAGGGAAGAGGCGGAGAGAUUGUGGGGGUUGAGUGUUAUGGUUAAUGAUGUGGAGAGGCAUAGAAGGUUUUUUGCGGAGGAAGCGCUGGAGGACCAGGUGUUUAGGUGGGAGAGAGAUUCAAGAGUGGUGAUGACGCCGGAGUAUUUCCGGUUUGCUUUCUUGGGCGAGGAUGGUAGGAGUCUGGAUUACUCGGGGGCUGGGACGUGGUUUGGAAAUGGGACCUGGAGCUCUGGUCCGGGGUUUUACUGAGGCAUGCCGAUAUUUUGAUCAGCACAGCGAUGGUACAGUUCACUUGAGUCAAGCAUGCCACUGUGAUGUUCCGUCUCUUGAUAUAUCUUUGCCGUUUUCCGAGAGCCCAAUACUCUCUUCAUCUGGUGUUCUGGUAUGCAAGGACCCGUAGUAACGUAAGCCUCGCCGGAUCGACCCAAGCUUAAGAAAAGAAAGAAAAAAGCAGAACAGAACAUCAGUCAUUUGUUACACCUCAACCCCCUGUGUUGACGUCCUAGGAGUACUGCCCUUCUCCCCUUUGACUAUCGUAUCGCCCUCCUCCAACAGCCUCCCCACAUCCUCUCC